This is a messenger RNA of Penicillium macrosclerotiorum, 1599 nucleotides long. Its product is annotated as NAD(P)/FAD-dependent oxidoreductase. Lineage: Eukaryota; Fungi; Ascomycota; Eurotiomycetes; Eurotiales; Aspergillaceae. Gene Ontology annotation, molecular function: monooxygenase activity. The transcript is spliced from 6 exons. The record is from RefSeq and is a predicted model, not a curated record. The coding region runs from base 1 to 1599 and encodes 532 amino acids.
AUGUCAAUUCCUUCUUCUUGCACUGUUCUUGUGAUUGGUGGUGGACCUGGAGGCUCCUACGCUGCCUCGGCUCUGGCUCGAGAGGGUGUCGAUGUCGCACUUUUAGAGGCCGACGUUUUCCCAAGGUUUCAAGAAUUUAUCGAUCUUGAGUCUACUUUUGACAACUAUGGGUUCGAAAAAAAGUUUGGCGCAGCAUUUAAGCUCAAUGAGAAAGAAGAUGCCUAUACUGAUUUCAUUGCCGCCGGUGGCCCAAAUGCCUAUUCGUGGAACUUGAUUAGAUCCGAGUCAGAUGAAUUGAUGUUCAAACAUGCAAAAGAAAGCGGUGCAAAGGUCUAUGAUGGUGUCCAGGUUACAUCCAUCAAUUUCGUUCCAUGGCAAAGUCAGGAUUUUGCCAAUGAUCCCGAAUCGGUUAGCCCGGGAAGGCCGGUAUCUGCUGUAUGGCAUCGCAAAAGUGACAAGGUAUCGAGCACAAUCAGAUUUGAAUAUCUCAUUGACGCCAGCGGUAGAAAUGGGAUAAUUUCUACCAAGUAUUUGAAAAAUCGAAAAUUCAAUAAGGGCCUGCAAAAUAUUGCUCAUUGGGCAUAUUGGAAAGGGGCUGGCCGAUAUGCCAAGGGAACAUUCAAGGAAAAUCAACCCUUUUUUGAAGCUUUAACAGAUGCCAGUGGUUGGUGUUGGGCUAUUCCUCUGCAUAAUGGAACAAUGUCUGUGGGAAUUGUUAUGCGGCAAGAUAUGUUUAUCGUCAAGAAGAAGGCUCUGGGAGUCAUCGGUCAAGCUAUCUAUUCAGAACUCUUGAAGCUUGCCCCACAUGUUCAGCAACUUCUAUCUGAGGCGGAAAUGGUAUCGGACAUCAAAGCUGCCUCCGACUGGUCAUACAACGCAUCAACCUACGCUGGCUCAUUCUUCCGCAUUGUCGGUGAUGCGGGGUGCUUCAUUGACCCCUAUUUUUCAUCUGGGGUCCAUCUCGCGUUAGCCAGUGCCCUAUCUGCAGCUGUGACUAUUCAAGCUUCCAGGUUGAAGCAAAGUAGCGAGUUGGUUGCCGCCAAAUGGCAUUCUAGUAAAGUAACGGAAGGCUAUACACGCUUUUUGUUGGUUGUUAUUACAGCACUGAAGCAGAUCCGAAAGCAAAUGGAACCAGUGUUGAGUGACUUUGAUGAGGAGGGAUUCGACACUGCUUUCAACUUCUUCCGGCCAAUAAUACAAGGCAUAGCGGAUGCCGACGUGGGAGGUAAGCUUACACAGGCUGAAGUCUCCAAAACAGUUGAUUUCUGCCUCAAUGCAUUUCUUCAGGUGACCUCGGAGCAACGUGAAGAUCUGUUGCGUAGAUUAAAGCAGGGUGGUGUGAGCUUUGAAGCCUUAUCCAAAGACGAGCUUCAGGUCUUGGAUAAUAUUCGAGCGAGGAAAAUGCUACGAUCAGAGGACCCAUUAGACUUGAGUCACUUUACAAGGGACAACUUUGAAGGGUUUAAGCCAAACUUGAAACACGGAGAACUAGGUUUCACGGCUAUGAAAGACGCAUAUGAUAGCCAUGAAAAUGACCUCAUAGGUAUUUUCAAUGAGGAGGCGAUCAAAGAAUAUUCUAAACGACAAGAAACUCUGUGA